Messenger RNA from Aquila chrysaetos chrysaetos, 657 nucleotides. RefSeq names its product regulator of G protein signaling 13 (gene RGS13). The transcript has 7 exons. The coding region runs from base 1 to 657 and encodes 218 amino acids. The record is from RefSeq and is a predicted model, not a curated record. NCBI's taxonomy places the organism in Eukaryota, Metazoa, Chordata, Aves, Accipitriformes, Accipitridae.
AUGCCCACAGGAGCCUCAAUACUCAGGGCAGCCCCAGUACCAGGACAUGGCAGUCCUGGCAGCCACAUUGUCCCCCAGGCCUGGUGGAAUCCUCAGACACUUAAGUUACUCAGCAUUGUCCAGUUUACAUUGAGCUCUGAUUCCAUGUUUAAGAGAAUGAGUUCAAAUACUUGUUGGCUUUGCAAGAUAUUCAGAGCAGAAGAAAAUGGGAUCAGUUCUAAAUUGUCUUUGGAGGAAGUGCUACAAUGGUCCCAGUCUUUUGCUGGUAACAAAAAAAAUUUAAAAGAGACAAAAUAUGGGCCUAUGAUCUACAAGGCCUACUUGAAGACAGAGCACAGCGAUGAAAACAUAGAAUUCUGGCUUGCUUGUGAAGCUUAUAAGAAGAUCACAUCACAGAGGAAAAGGAUUUCUGUAGCCAGGAAACUUUUUACAAGUUACAUUCAACCCCAGGCUCCCAACGAGCUUAUUGACAAUCCUACAAGGAAAGCAAUUAUAAAGAAUAUUCAAGAGCCAACACAGUCCUGUUUUGAUGAAGCACUGAAAAUAAUUUACACGCACAUGGAAAGAGAUUCUUAUCCACAAUUUCUUGAAUCAAAGUUCUAUCAAAAACUCAAACACAGCCUUCAAACUAAUGGCAAUAAUUCAAUGGUAAAUUAA